AUGUGUUUUGGAUCAACCUGGAAGUUGGGACCGUUACAUGCCAUUGGUGGAGUUUGCUACAACAAUAGCUUUCAUCCGAGCAUUGGGAUGGCUUUGUGUGAGGCUUUGUGUGGGUGGAAGUGUCAAUCUCUACUGUGUUGGUAUGAUGCCAGUAAAGUAAGUGUUUUGGGUCCUGAUUUGGUAGCAGAGACUACUGAGAAGAUUAAAAAGAUUCGGGAGAGGAUUCUAACUGCCCAGAGUCGACAGAAAAGUUAUGCAGAUCAGAUAAGGAAACUGUUGGAAUUUGAAGUGGGGGAGCACCUACUUCUGAGGGUUACACUGACUAUCGGGAUUGGAAGAGUGAUUAAAACCAAGAAGUUGAAUCCGAGGUUCAUUGGACUGUUUGAGAUUCUGAGGCGAUUCGGGCCGGUGGCAUAUCAAGUAGCCUUGCCGCCUCACUUGUCUAACUUACAUGACGUAUUCCACGUGUCACAACUUCGUAAAUACACGUCAGAUACAGCUCAUGUGUUAGAGCCCGAGUCGGUCGAGUUGCGGGAGAACUUGAGUUUUCAAGUAACUCCGGUGCGAAUUGACAACACCAGUUUGAAGAAGUUACAUGGAAAAGAAGUUCAGUUGGUUAAAGUUGCUUGGAAGAGAGCAGGAGUGGAAGAGCAUACUUAG
Messenger RNA from Arachis duranensis, 660 nucleotides. RefSeq lists its product as uncharacterized. Lineage: Eukaryota; Viridiplantae; Streptophyta; Magnoliopsida; Fabales; Fabaceae. The record is from RefSeq and is a predicted model, not a curated record. Bases 1 to 660 code for a protein of 219 amino acids. The transcript has a single exon.